AACUGAAAAAAUUGAAAAGGGCAAUUUCUUCGGACGUCGCCUGGUGUCGUUUACUCGUACUAAAUUUUCUCUAGGACAGCUGAGACUCUCUUCCUCGGAUCGGUGGAUUUCUCCUCAUUCUAGGACUUUUUCCAGAUCACUGCGGAAAAUGAUAAACGCCGUCGCGAAGUCGUGCCUGGCGAAUUACCUGAGGGGCGCCUCCCAGAUGGCCGCCACGUCGGGGAAGAGCCUCUCUGCGACCGUCGUAUUGCAGAGCCCGUUGACUGUCGACCCUCCGCAGCAAAUCCUCACCGGAUCCUCUCUGAGGAAGGUCUUCCCUUGCGGGGAUGUCAGGGUGAAAGCCGGACCAGCCGUUACAACCCAAGUCAGAUUUGCUCAUACAGACAUACCUGUCCCGGAUUUCUCGCCUUACAGGAGGGCAUCUGUCCAAGAUCCAAAAACCUCGUCGAAACAAAGCGAUGAUUCGAGAAAGACUUUCAGCUAUCUUGUUGUAGGAGGAGGUGCAGUAGCUGGCGCAUAUGCAGCAAAGGCUACUGUAAAUAAGUUUAUAAUGUCGAUGAGUGCCUCUGCUGAUGUAUUGGCCCUGGCAAAGAUCGAAGUUGAUCUGGGAGAUAUCCCAGAAGGAAAAAGCUUCACUGUCAAAUGGAGAGGAAAACCUUUGUUUAUCCGUCACAGAACGCAAGAAGAGAUUAGCAAUGAGCGACAAGUCAGUUUGGCAGAACUUAGAGAUCCGGAAAAAGAUGAAGACAGGGUUCAAAAGCCAGAGUGGCUCAUCCUUAUCGGAGUGUGCACCCAUCUUGGUUGCGUACCGAUCGCAAACGCCGGUGACUACGGUGGAUAUUACUGCCCUUGCCACGGGUCUCAUUACGACAACUCUGGCCGGAUUCGCAAGGGGCCUGCACCGCUCAACCUUGAAAUUCCACCCUACGAAUUCACAGAUGAAAAGACUCUGCUUGUCGGAUAAAUUAAGUUAUUAGAAUUCAAAACUUUUUAGCUAAAAUAAACAUGUAUAAAUCUUUGUACAUUGUUUUUCCUGUUUUGUCGUGUAUUUAUUCCACAUCCUUCAAAUGUUCUAAUAUAUAAUUGGUCUUGUUUAUAAACCCAAAAACUAAUUAAAUUGUUGUUAAUACAAACUGUUGAUAAUUUUAAA
Molecule: messenger RNA, 1150 nt
Organism: Cimex lectularius (bed bug)
Lineage: Eukaryota; Metazoa; Arthropoda; Insecta; Hemiptera; Cimicidae
Gene: RFeSP
Product: cytochrome b-c1 complex subunit Rieske, mitochondrial
Exons: 5
Coding region: 149-964 (271 amino acids)
Biological process (GO): mitochondrial electron transport, ubiquinol to cytochrome c
Cellular component (GO): membrane
Molecular function (GO): quinol-cytochrome-c reductase activity; 2 iron, 2 sulfur cluster binding
Source: RefSeq, a predicted model, not a curated record